This is a messenger RNA of Candidula unifasciata, 1617 nucleotides long. Lineage: Eukaryota; Metazoa; Mollusca; Gastropoda; Stylommatophora; Geomitridae. The record is from the annotation of a GenBank genome assembly.
AUGGCUAAAUUGACAGAAAGCCAGAAAUAUUGCAGAUGUGGAAACAAUGUUUUCUUGUUCGUGCUGGUAAUGGGUUUUGUGUCAGUUACGAGAAUCAGUGCGAAUACAACAGAGCCUCUCAGAUUUGCAGCAAAACCGAAUUUUGUUAUUUUGAUAAUGGACGAUAUGGGUUGGGGAGACCUUGGAAUUUUUGGUGAGCCAAACAAGGAAACGCCCAAUCUGGACAAGAUGGCUGCUGAAGGAAUACUGUUUCCAGAUUUUUACUCUGCGAACCCAUUGUGUUCACCUUCUCGUGCAGCUUUAAUGACUGGACGUCUGCCCAUCAGAAAUGGGUUUUAUACCACAAAUCAGCCUGGAAGGAAUGCCUACACCCCACAAGAAAUUGUUGGAGGCAUUCCAGACUCCGAGAUACUUCUGCCACAACUGCUUCAGGCUAAUGGCUAUCGCAACAAGAUCAUUGGCAAAUGGCAUUUGGGUCAUCAGCCUCACUACCACCCACUUAGACAUGGGUUUGAUGAAUGGUUCGGGUCACCAAAUUGCCACUUUGGGCCUUAUGAUAAUAAGUUGACUCCCAAUAUACCAGUGUACAAGGAUGCAGAUAUGGCUGGCAGGUUUUUUGAGGAUUAUAUUAUCACACCGAGUGGGGAGUCCAACCUGACCCAGUUGUAUAUUGAGGAAGCCACCAGUUUUAUAGAGCAGCAGGCACAGAAAGGGCAGCCAUUUUUCCUGUACUGGGCAGUAGAUGCCACUCAUGAGCCUCUGUACGCUUCAAGGUCGUUCCUGGGAACCUCUCGCAGGGGCCUCUACGGUGAUGCAGUAAGAGAACUAGACCACGGUGUGGGCAGGAUCCUCCAGUCAUUGCAGAAAACUGGGCUGGCCAACAACACACUCGUGUUUUUUACGUCAGACAAUGGAGCUGCAACAUACGCCAAGACCAGUGGUGGCAGCAAUGGCCCAUUCUUGUGUGGUAAAGAGACCACUUAUGAAGGGGGGUCUCGGGAACCAACUAUUGCCUGGUGGCCAGGUACCAUCACAGAAGGCCAGGUGUCAAGACAGAUUGGGAGUUUGAUGGACUUUUUUACCACAUUCCUGGAUUUUGCAGACAUUGAGCCUCCAAGUGACAGAAUUCUUGAUGGGAUUAGCCUGCGUGAGGCUCUUCUUAAUAAUAGUUUGACAGACAGGCCAGUGUUCUACUAUCGUGGUGAUCUACUGAUGGCCAUCAGAGUGGGUCAGUACAAGGCACACCUGUGGACCUGGAGCAACAGCUGGUCUGAGUUUCAGAACGGAUCUGGAGUCAAUUUCUGCCCGGGUCAGGAGAUUGUUGGAGUGACCACUCAUGACCAAGUCAACCACACAUCCAGUCCACUGUUGUUUGACCUGGGAGCAGAUCCAGGUGAAAAGUAUGUCAUCAGACCACAGUCGGCGGUGUAUAAACAACAGAUGCCGCUAAUUUUGGCAACUUUGCAGAACCAUCUGGACCACCUGAAACCUGGAGAUCCACAGCUGAACAUGUGUGAUUCUGCUGUCAUGAACUGGGCCCCUCAAGGCUGUGAAAAAUUAGGACGCUGCCUUCCUGUUCCCCCCUCCAGUCCUUACAAAUGUGACUGGCCUCACUGA